AUGGAUUCCCCUUCACGGUCGUCGUCGCGGUCCCGCAGGAUAUCCAGGCCCACGACCCCUCUUCGGCCAGGCUCCAGGUCUUCUGUCCGCGAGGCGCAUGGAUAUGACAGGAAGAUCAGCAGAGUGCCGUAUACGCAGCCCGCCAUCAAUGCCCUUGAGCCACAGUUUGCGGAUCUUGCCGACCGUAUGGCUGAACUGGAAGCGAAUUUCGACAAGCUACAGUUAAUGCAUGAGAGCCUGACGCGCUUCAGCGAGAGCUUUGCCAGUUUUCUCUACGGAUUGAAUAUGAAUGCGUUUUGCGUAGACUUUCCAGAGGCACCAAUCGCCGAGUCCUUCCGCAGGGCGAAGCAAGCUGAGGCGCAAAAAGAGGCUGAAGAAGAAGAAAUCGCAAAAUCUAGCGAAGCCGACAUGACGUUUAUGACUUCGGAUACCACCUUCAUCGAGCACCCCCCGAGCACGGUCUCUUCGAAACCUACAUCCAAGUCUGGUACAUCUCGUGGAAGAGGGCGAGGAGCUAGUACUAGUACUAGUACUCGCGGGUCGACGACUAGUCGUUACGCGACUAGGGGCCGAGGCCGUCCUAGUGCCUUGCCUCGAGGAAAGAGCAUGCGGUGA
Molecule: messenger RNA, 615 nt
Organism: Aspergillus mulundensis
Lineage: Eukaryota; Fungi; Ascomycota; Eurotiomycetes; Eurotiales; Aspergillaceae
Product: DASH complex subunit DAM1
Exons: 4
Coding region: 1-615 (204 amino acids)
Biological process (GO): mitotic sister chromatid biorientation
Cellular component (GO): mitotic spindle pole body; DASH complex; mitotic spindle
Source: RefSeq, a predicted model, not a curated record